AUGAUGAUGAGCACAUUUAUGUCGAUAAUGUUUUACGGCCAGUCUGCGAUAGAAAAUUCAAAAACGAAACUGCACAAGUGGUGUGCUCAAGCUUGGGCUUUCCGAAAGAACGCAGCUACAUUUCUUCGGAGAAACGGACGUCGAAGGAACGAGUUGUUUCCUCAUGAUAUCUUGAACUUUUUCGAAGCAUUGGUUCUUAGCUCGACAAAGCUUGAUUUUUCAAAGAGCCAAGAAACGUACCCAAUUCAUUUUGACUGCAAGGGUGAUGAAAAAAGCCUCGACGAAUGCGAAACUCAAAAAGCUCGGCCUUGCGAAUGCGAUUUGCUAGAGCAUACAACAGAUGUCUUCAUCGAAUGCGAAGGCCAGCGGGAGAAGAAGUUCAAGUACUCAUCUGCAAAACGACCUCCAGUGUUGUCUUUCAUGACUUCGGAAGAAUCCAUCAGCGAAGGAAAGCUUCAGUAA
Messenger RNA from Oikopleura dioica, 462 nucleotides. The record is from the annotation of a GenBank genome assembly. NCBI's taxonomy places the organism in Eukaryota, Metazoa, Chordata, Appendicularia, Copelata, Oikopleuridae.